UUCCAGUCCCGGUGCUUUGCCCCGGCUCGGGAGGGAGGCGGGAUUGAUCUUCGAUCGCGAAGAUGGCUGCUGGCUGCCUGCUGGCCUGGACUCUGACACUUUUCCAAUUUUUGCUGCUCGGUCCCUCGUCGGAGGAGCCGUUCCCUUCGGCUGUCACAAUAAAGUCAUGGGUGGAUAAGAUGCAAGAGGACCUUGUCACUUUGGCAAAAACAGCAAGUGGAGUCGGUCAACUUGCUGAUAUUUAUGAGAAAUAUCAAGAUAUGUAUACAGUGGAGCCAAAUAAUGCACGCCAGCUGGUGGAAAAGGCAGCCACAAAUAUUGAGCAACUUCUGAAAAGUAGAUCUACAGCUCUGGUGCGUCUGGCCCAGGAAGCAGAAAAAGUUCAAGCAGCCCACCAGUGGAGAGAGGAUUUUGCAAGCAAUGAAGUUGUCUACUACAACGCAAAGGAUGAUCUUGAUUCUGAAAAGAAUGAAAGUGAACCAGGAAGCCAGAGGAUAAAGCCUGUUUUCUUCGAAGAUGCGAACUUUGGUCGGCAAAUAUCCUAUCAGCAUGCUGCAGUCCAUAUUCCCACUGACAUCUAUGAGGGCUCGACAAUCGUGUUAAAUGAACUGAACUGGACAAGUGCCUUAGAUGAAGUCUUCAAAAGAAAUCAACGGGAGGAUCCCACAUUGCUGUGGCAAGUGUUCGGCAGUGCCACGGGCCUCGCCCGAUAUUAUCCAGCUUCUCCAUGGGUUGAUAACAGCAGAACUCCAAACAAGAUUGAUCUUUAUGAUGUUCGCAGAAGACCAUGGUACAUCCAAGGAGCUGCAUCUCCUAAGGACAUGCUCAUUCUGGUUGAUGUAAGUGGGAGUGUUAGUGGAUUGACCCUUAAAUUGAUCCGCACAUCUGUCUCUGAAAUGUUGGAAACACUCUCAGAUGAUGAUUUUGUGAAUGUAGCUUCAUUUAACAGCAAUGCCCAGGAUGUAAGCUGUUUUCAGCAUCUUGUCCAAGCAAAUGUAAGAAAUAAGAAAGUGCUGAAAGAUGCAGUGAAUAAUAUCACAGCAAAGGGAAUCACAGACUAUAAGAAGGGUUUUAGUUUUGCUUUUGAACAGCUGCUCAAUUACAAUGUUUCCAGAGCCAACUGCAAUAAGAUUAUCAUGUUGUUCACGGAUGGAGGAGAGGAGAGAGCCCAGGAGAUAUUUGCCAAAUAUAAUAAAGACAAAAAAGUACGGGUAUUUACAUUUUCAGUUGGUCAACAUAAUUAUGACAGAGGGCCUAUUCAGUGGAUGGCAUGUGAAAAUAAAGGUUAUUAUUAUGAAAUUCCUUCCAUUGGAGCAAUAAGAAUCAAUACUCAGGAAUAUUUGGAUGUUCUGGGAAGACCAAUGGUUUUAGCAGGAGAAAAAGCUAAGCAAGUACAAUGGACAAAUGUAUAUUUGGAUGCAUUGGAAUUGGGACUUGUCAUUACUGGAACUCUUCCUGUCUUCAAUAUUACUGGCCAAGUUGAAAAUAAGACAAAGAACCAGCUAAUACUUGGUGUGAUGGGAAUUGAUGUGUCAUUGGACGAUAUUAAAAGACUGACACCACGUUUUACACUGUGCCCCAAUGGCUAUUAUUUUGCAAUAGAUCCUAAUGGUUAUGUUUUAUUACAUCCAAAUCUUCAGCCAAAGAAUCCUAAAUCUCAGGAGCCAGUAACAUUGGAUUUCCUUGAUGCAGAAUUAGAGAAUGAUAUUAAGGUGGAGAUUCGUAAUAAAAUGAUAGAUGGGGAAAGUGGAGAUAAAACAUUCAGAACUCUGGUUAAAUCUCAAGAUGAGAGAUACAUUGACAAAGGAAACAGGACAUACACAUGGACUCCAGUUAAUGGCACAGAUUACAGUUUGGCCUUGGUAUUACCAACCUACAGUUUUUACUAUAUAAAAGCCAAAAUAGAAGACACAAUAACUCAGGCCAGAUAUUCAGAAACACUGAAACCAGAUAAUUUUGAAGAGUCUGGCUAUACCUUUAUAGCACCAAGAGAUUACUGCAAUGACCUUAAAAUAUCAGAUAAUAACACUGAGUUUCUUUUAAAUUUCAAUGAGUUUAUUGAUAGAAAAACUCCAAACGACCCAUCAUGCAACACAGAUUUGAUUAAUCGAGUCUUGCUGGAUGCAGGCUUUACAAAUGAACUUGUUCAAAAUUACUGGAGUAAACAGAAAAACAUCAAGGGAGUAAAAGCACGUUUUGUUGUGACUGAUGGUGGAAUUACCAGAGUUUAUCCAAAGGAGGCUGGAGAAAAUUGGCAAGAAAACCCAGAGACAUAUGAGGACAGCUUCUAUAAAAGGAGUCUAGAUAAUGAUAAUUAUGUUUUCACUGCUCCUAACUUUAACAAAACUGGACCUAGUGCUUAUGAAUCUGGCAUUAUGGUUAGCAAAGCUGUAGAAAUAAAUAUCCAAGGAAAACUUCUUAAACCUGCAGUUGUUGGAAUUAAAAUUGAUAUAAACUCCUGGAUCGAGAAUUUCACCAAAACAUCAAUCCGGGACCCGUGUGCUGGUCCAGUUUGUGACUGCAAAAGAAACAGUGAUGUAAUGGAUUGUGUGAUUUUAGAUGAUGGUGGAUUUCUUUUGAUGGCAAAUCAUGAUGAAUACACUAACCAGAUUGGAAGAUUUUUUGGAGAGAUUGAUCCAAGCUUGAUGAGACACUUGAUUAAUAUAUCAGUUUAUGCUUUUAACAAAUCCUAUGACUAUCAGUCAGUGUGUGAGCCUGGAGCUGCGCCGAAGCAAGGAGCAGGGCAUCGCUCAGCAUAUGUGCCAUCAAUAGCAGACAUACUGCACAUUGGCUGGUGGGCCACUGCUGCUGCCUGGUCUAUUCUACAGCAGUUUCUUUUGAGUUUGAGCUUUCCACGACUCCUCGAAGCAGCUGACAUGGAAGAGGAGGAUUUUACAGCCUCUCUGUCGAAACAGAGCUGUAUUACUGAACAAACCCAAUAUUUCUUUGACAAUGAUAGUAAAUCAUUCAGCGGUGUACUUGACUGUGGAAACUGUUCCAGAAUCUUUCAUGUAGAAAAACUUAUGAACACGAACUUAGUUUUCAUAAUGGUGGAAAGCAAAGGGACUUGUCCCUGUGACACUCGGCUUCUCAUACAAGCAGAGCAGACUUCUGAUGGUCCAGAUCCUUGUGACAUGGUUAAGCAGCCCAGAUAUCGAAAAGGGCCUGAUGUCUGCUUUGAUAACAAUGUUCUGGAGGAUUACACUGACUGUGGUGGUGUUUCUGGAUUAAAUCCCUCCCUGUGGUCUAUCAUUGGAAUACAAUUUUUACUACUUUGGCUUUUAUCUGGCAGUAGACACUACCAGUUAUGACCUUUUAAAACCAAAUCUGCAUAAUUAAACUCCAGACCCUGCCAAAAUAUGAGCCCUCAACUGCAUUUUAACAAGGUCAGUCCUGGAAUCAGCUGAACACUGGGCCCAUACUAUGGCAUAAAUCUACAACACAGACUCUAAAGCACCCACUGGCUGCAUGUCAGGGUGUGAAAUCCUAAAUGUUGUGUGAAUGCUGCAUCAUCUUCGUAAAACAUCAAAGCAAACUUUCUAUAUGUGCUCUAUUGGGAAAAUUGAGAGUUUGUUGUUGCUAUGUUGGUGAUUACAUGUAUAAGGGCUCCCCACACAAUUGUUUAAGAAUCACACAAAUUGUCUUGAUUCUGAUCUGGAUUUUUAACUUACUGCAAUCCGUUUAGAUUUUUUUUUUUAAUGAAGAAAAUCCCUAAGGGAGAAACAGUUCAUUUUACCUUUACUUAUUUUUCUGAUAAAAGUAUUUCCUGCUUUGGAUAGUUAUUAUCUAUGGAGAAAGAAAGGAGAAAAGAAUUAAAGAGAAUUAAUGGUAUAGUUAUUGAAAUAUAUAUGGCUGAUUUUUAACCUAAAAAUUGCCAUAAAUAAAUGCCUUAUAAAAGAAUGGCUUCUUUGCCAAAAAAAUCAAAAAUAAAGUAACACAAAUUAUGGCCAAUUAAAUUUAAAGGAGUAAUUUAUUGGAUAUUUGGAAAUAAUAACUAAGAAGUUAUUAGCCUAAGGUGCUGGAGGGUAAAAUUUGAAUACAAGAAUAUACUGACUAUAUUUCCGCAUCAAUGUAAGCCCUUAAAUGCUUUGAUGUAAUGUUCCUUUUGUUCAUGAUAAAGUUACUGUAGUGCUGGCCAGAUAUUUCAAGAUGCUCUAAGAAAAGCUUGUCAGGGGGGAGGGGCAAUGUUUUUUCUUGUGAUCAAUGAACUUUGGUUACAAAGGAUAUUUUGCAUGAUGCUGCUGCUAUUUUAAAUUUUUGGUUUGUUUUUCUCUUACUGUAGAGUAUAGUCUAUUGAAAAGUUAACUGAGUGACAUUAUUGUUACGUAAGAAUAUGAAUCUUGCAGUGUAAUGCACUUAAGUCAUCUUUUAAAAAUGUUGUUAAACUACUCUGAAUAUACUGUGCAAUGUAAAUGCUGAAUGACUGGGUUAAGUAAAUGGUGAAAUGGGAAUUAAUGGAUUUUAUACAGAUUCAUGCUUUUGCCUGAAACCUAUGUACAGAUAUUUUAAGUACAUAAAUCAGAUUUGACACAUUUAUUUUUUAAAAAGUACAUAAAUGUUCCCAAUGAAGAUCCAUGCUAGGUUUCCUCUUUGUUCAUUUGAAUAGUAGCAUGUACACUCCAAAAAUUUCCACUGCUACUGCUGCUGCUUUUGUCUAUUUAAAAGUUAUAAUCCUUAACCAAAAUUUCCAUGCAGUUUGAUGAAAGUUUUACAAAAAUCUGAACAAAUAGGAAACCUUGAAUCUAUGUGUAUGCACAUAAAUACUUGAUUGUGAAUAAUCAAAAUUGUUUUUAUACAAACUCAUUGGUGGAAAUGAUUAGUGUAGUAAAUCAGCUAUUUCAUUAAAGAUUAAUAUAAUAGCAAAAUAUUAUUUAUGCUUUAAAAAUUAUUUUGAAGAGUAAAUAGUAUUGAAAAUGGGUGAAAACAAUGAAUGUGUAACUAAUAUAGUGAGUAAUUCUGCUGAAAGGGAAGUUUGCAGAUAUUUUUAUGGUAAAAUGUAUUUCUUUUUGAACAUGCCAAAUAUUGGUAUGUGUAUAUGCUGGAAACUUUCUUAAUAUAUCAUUUUAAGUUCAUAUCUUACUAACAUAAUCCAGCAUGCUUUAAUAUGCCUCACAUAUCAAAGAUAUAACCAAUUCUGUAGCAUAAUUUAAAGAUAUAUUUGUUUUGUUUUUAGCUUUGCAUACAUUUGUAAUUCCCUUCCACCAACAAUAUACCCUAGGUACCAUUUGUGUACAUUUCCUUAUUUAAGAUUUUUUUUUAUUUUAAAAAAGGGGAGAAGGGAGCAGAAUCACUUUGCCAACUAUUGUCAACUCUUAGACCAUCAGUUACCAUUUCUAAUGCAUUGUUGUGAUUUUGUAGUCUCAUUUGUAACCUGUACUGACAUUUUAGAAAACACCAAAGUGAUUUUAAAAAAUAUGAAACUUCUCACUCUAGUAAUGAUAUGUUUAAAUCAUGUCGUUUGUUAAUUAAAUACUUAAAACUUAUUGUUAACUUUUGCUAGACUUUCAAAUCAUGAAAGUGUUGGGAAGGGGAAAUCAAAACAUUAAAUUAUUAAUUCAUGUAUAUAUGAUGCACAUUAAAAUGAUUGUUUUGCUUUCAGCAUACAACAAACUACCUUAAAUUAUGUUUAAUAUUUAUUAGAUAUAUUUUCAUGGCUAAUGUCUCUUAAAUACUACAUUUUCAUAAACUACAUUGUUAUUGUAUUAAUUACAGUUAACCUUGGCAUCUUUUGACAUCUUACUUGAUUUCAUUUGCCAUCAAAAUAUAUUUAAAUGCUUAAGUCUUACUGUGAUCUAAUUUUCUGUAAUAAACAUAUUAUGACAAACAUAAACAUCGUAAUAAAUUGGGCAAGAAUGCACACUCUGACCAAAAACUCUUCUCAUGACUAAUUAAUACUAUUCUUCAUGCUUUACAUAUGUUUUUAAAGAAAAGAGUAACACUCAUCCCAAUGAAUUGUUUUAUUUACUUUUGGAUUCUUCUAUGAAUUUUUAAUUGUUACAAGAACUUAAAUUAUAACCUGAUAUAUAUACGUGUGUAAAUACGCACGUAUAUACAUUAUAUAUACAUAUUUCCCAAAACUAAACAAUGUAAGAGAUCCUACUUAAGUUUUGUUAUACUCACAACUGCUUAUAAUGUAGUCUUCCACUAAAACAAAAUCAGUAUGUCUUGCAUUGGUGUUGAGUAACAGGAAUGCUUUAUUCAUUAAUAAUUUCUUUGUGUUUUCUUCAUUUGAACAACCAGCAUUACUGCCAAACACCAGUCGUGGUCCAUAUUUGUAACAGGUUUUUAACAUGACAUAGCACGUUUGAUUGAAGUGAUUUUUAGGUCCUGGGCCUAUAAUAUUUUAGUAUGACCUUUUUUCAUGUUUCUAAUGCUUGAGGCAUUAUUGCUUAACUUCGAAAAAACAAAACAGUGUUGCUGCCAUUUGUAAGUUUUCCUAUACUAUUCCUUAUAUUAACUUAAAAACUGGCCUUACUGGGUUCAAAUAGGCAGUAUCCCUUUUAAGUGACCUUUGCAACCCAAGUGUUACUUGCUUAUUUGAUGCUCUUGUGUAUUUUACAUGUCAAUUAAAUCUUUGUCUUCACCAAAGCUUAAAUUUCUACGUCUUAAUUUAAAACUCAAACUAUUCCAUUGAUCAUGUUAGUCAUGUUAGCUGACUUUAAAAUGUAGAGGUAUGGAAAUUAACCUAUUGAAACAAAAUGGAUGCUGUGACUUUAUAGAAUAGGCUAUUUCACCCACCUACAAUUUCAAAUAUUAUUAUGUGGAACUUAUAAUGUUUACCCUUAGCAGAAUAUUAAUAUUGCUAAUACUUAGUGUAAAUUUCUGUAAAGAAUAAAUGAACAAAAGUAUGAGUAAAAAUGUUCAGAUUUUAAA
Sorex fumeus (smoky shrew) is the source of this 6873-nucleotide messenger RNA. RefSeq names its product calcium voltage-gated channel auxiliary subunit alpha2delta 1 (gene CACNA2D1). NCBI's taxonomy places the organism in Eukaryota, Metazoa, Chordata, Mammalia, Eulipotyphla, Soricidae. Gene Ontology annotation, cellular component: L-type voltage-gated calcium channel complex. The record is from RefSeq and is a predicted model, not a curated record. Bases 63 to 3311 code for a protein of 1082 amino acids. Gene Ontology annotation, molecular function: voltage-gated calcium channel activity. The transcript has 38 exons.